GUCAACAUGGCUUUGCCAAAAUUAACCGGCUGGCUUGGAAAAGCUGAUGGGCACGGUUUAACUCGCGUCGCUGGCGUCUGCAUAGUUGCGGAAAAUGUGCGCGGAACAGGCCUUGGCCUCAUGGGGUGACUUGCAACCCCUUCGCUCCAAGAUGUCCCAGAAGACGCGGCCAACCGGCCCGCGGGCGAACGGCACUCAAGCCAAGGUUCCGGAAACUCGCAGAAAAAGCACGGCCGACGACGGCGGCAGCAAAGCACGGAGCGUCAGUAGGGACAACAGAGCCCCCAACCGUCGCGAGAGCGUCAAGCCGACCGCGCAGAAUGCGACCAAAAGAAGCUCGAGUCAGCACGAGAGCAGGAAAGUUCCGGUUCCGCCAGAAACCAAGAAGCCGCCGCCCGGCCAACGGGAUGCCAGGUCCACGUCGAGGCAGCCGGACAGCAGGAAGUCGACCACCCAGCCCGACGCAAAGGCGGCGGCGCCCAGUCGACACGACAGCAAGGCGAUCACGGCCAAUACGAAACUUUCGUCACGUACAACCGUGCCGAAGAACAAGGAUUCCCUCGCGUCGCGAGUUUCAACCACUGGCGUGAGGUCCCCGAGCCGUCUUGGCAAAGAGACAGCCGAACCGAGCGCCCGGAGGCACUCGCGAAAUAGCGAGAAAGAGCGGGAAUCGGAGAAGGUCGUCACAGCGACGUCAUCGAGUGGCGCAUCGGAGAAACGUCCCAAGGAAACACACCGCACAAAGACGGCGAAGAGUCUCCAGGUACCUCCAGGUGGCAGCGCCGAGGCUAAGCAUGGUGACGAGACUGAGUCCAAAGGCUCAUCGCCAACGACGUCUCGGAAAAAGCAGUCAUCGCACGUCAGCAAAGCUGAAAAGCCUGAUCAUCAAGAACGGAAAAGUCCCUAUGCGAAAGGCGGCACGUCUCACAAGACGUCAAAAGCUCGGCCACAAAAGGAUGCUGCUUCAGAGAAGGAGGAUACGCAACCUCCAACACCGACCGCCUCGGCAUCAAAGAAGUCUCGAACGGUCACGAGACAGGCAACGUAUUCUGCGGAACAGUUGCAGCAGGCUGGCUCGAUGGAAACGGCGAGGGGCGUGGAAGUUGCCAUGGAAACGGAACAGCGAAUCGGCAAUGCACGAGCUUCAACGUCUCAUUCCACAGAAAAGGUUAUGCCCGAGUCCUCAAAGUCAGAAACGUCCAGGACGAGGCAUUCUUCAGUCGCAGAUGACGGGUACAGUUACGACGACGAUUUCGAGGAUUACGAAUCUGACUUUGAAAACGACGACGCAGUAGACGACGAAAGUAGUGUGAGCAGCGCCGUCAGUGACAGCAACAGCAGUGACAGCGCCCCCGCAACCGGAAACGAUAACGUGACGUCAAGAAAGGACCCCGUGCUACCGGAAAAUGAUAAACUGACAACGCAGGAGUACAGUGAAGUCAGCUCAGAGAAACUGAAACAGCAGUCCCACUGGAAAUCCGAGCCCGUUCUCGAAGUGGAUGCAAAGCCGCCUGCACCGCUGAUGCCAACAUCCUUCUCGACGUACAGUCUGGUCAGCUAUCUGACGGCUCAGAAGAAAGAAGAGAACAAGAAAGUGCUCAGCAAAGCGCAGCAGCGAGCUAAGGACGUCCUGGAGAUGGUCUCCCUGGACACCAUGACGUACCAGGUGUUCGACGUUCCGCCAAUCACCUACGACGUGUACAUCUCGACGUUCGGCCGGGCCGACGCCAAACAGGUAUUGGUCCAGACCGACCUCGGCGAUGAGGAAGAGUGCCAAACAGAAAACAUCGAGCUCGAGGAGAAAUGGACUCAGCAGCCUCCUCACGACUACAAGGGCUUUGGCGGGGGAAACGCAGACGGAAAGCCAGUUGAUAGCGACGCUCAGCACUUGCAGAGUGGUGAAGACGUGAUGAACCUUCUGGAUUUUCUGAAAAACUCGUCUGACCUCAUGCUUCGCGUUAUUGACGAAGACCUAGCCUGUAAAACGCGGCGAAACCUCAAGCGAGCAUCCGAGGUGGACGGCUUCAGUGGCGGCUUCUUGAGGCUGGAUCCCCUCCCUUUUGCCAAAGGCUCUCCUAUCAACUUCGUUCGCUUUUCACGACCGUGCCCGAACUACCUGGUCACAGGCCACGACCUCACAUCUAUGCCGGAUGAAGUCCGAGAAAGCGUUCCUGGCGACACGGUCCUUUGCGUCUGGAACCUGAACAGUCCUGCGACGCCAACGGACGUGCUCAUCACAAACUGCCAGGUCACGUGUUGCCACUGGUCUCCUCUGGAUGCCGUAUCCCUGGCCACAGGCUCGCUGGACGGUUCGGUCGAGUUGUGGGACCUGAGGGACAAGUUCUGCCUUUCAAAAAACGUUGUGGUCAACGAAGGCUGCCCAGAAUGCCAAGAGUACAGCAUGAAGAUGCCGGUGUACUCUACAGCAUCCCUCUUCGACAAGGACUGCCACUUUGCCAAAAUCGUGGAUAUCUGCUGCUGGGCACAAGGCGAAAUGGCCGGAAGUUCCGACUUUGUGAAACAGCACCGGGCUACGCAAAGCCCAUCCGAAGGCGGCUACAACGUCUGGAGCCUUGACGAAGAAGGCACGCUGGUGUCGUGGGCGGUGGCUGCUGUCAAGAGCGAGCCAGAGGGAUCCCUCUCGGACCUGGGUCUUGCACCUGGGGCCGUGCUUAGGCUCGUGCGCGCCGCGGUGUUCCGGGUGCCGAACUUCCUGCCGCCGUCGUACGAGGAAGCACGCAACGGGCUGAGGACCUUCGGAGCGGCUCGGCUCGGCGCCACGCGCGUUCUGGUUACCACGGACAUUGGAGUGGUCGUUCACUUGGACCUUUACAACGCGAGAACGUCACCUAAGGUGUUCAGUUCAAAGAAAAAGCCUUGGUCUGCUCAGGAGUGCUAUAUCGCAUUGUCUCCUCAUCACCCGUCGUUCUUUCUGGUGGCGAGCAGGAAUGGCGCUCUGAGAUUGCACUUCCUCGAGUACGAGCUGGCUGUGUGGGAGUGGGGCCCGCUGGAGCGGACGGAGCUUGGAGCGCUCCUCUGGAGCCCCUGCACUCCAACGCAGUUCUACGUCACCACGGCGGCCGGAGAGGUGGCCACCUGGGACUUGUCGACGAGCCGCGAUGGCCCCACAGGGGUCGCCAGGUUUCCGUCUUCGAGGGUGUUGGCAAUGGAUGCGGACAGCGCAUUGACGUCGAGGACGUUCGAGAGUUGCUUGGCAUUGGCCAUGGACGAUGGCGUAGCGCAAGUGCAUCUCAUGGGGCCCGCAGACAACAGCCAGCUGAACCGCGACCAGAUACAAGAGAAGCUACUGAGCCUGUAGAUAUUAAUAAAGCGCACGUAUAUUUGAA
Messenger RNA from Dermacentor silvarum, 3347 nucleotides. Its product is annotated as cytoplasmic dynein 2 intermediate chain 1. Gene Ontology annotation, molecular function: dynein heavy chain binding; dynein light chain binding. The transcript has 27 exons. Gene Ontology annotation, biological process: intraciliary transport. Bases 95 to 3319 code for a protein of 1074 amino acids. Gene Ontology annotation, cellular component: cytoplasmic dynein complex. The record is from RefSeq and is a predicted model, not a curated record. NCBI's taxonomy places the organism in Eukaryota, Metazoa, Arthropoda, Arachnida, Ixodida, Ixodidae.